Messenger RNA from Linum tenue, 1513 nucleotides. NCBI's taxonomy places the organism in Eukaryota, Viridiplantae, Streptophyta, Magnoliopsida, Malpighiales, Linaceae. The record is from the annotation of a GenBank genome assembly.
CUCUUCCUUUACUUGCCACCUUUUCACUUCUUCUUCUUCUGUAUCUUUUGGCUUCUGAUACCAGAGAAAGAAGAAGAAGCAAUCAUGGCUCGAUAUGUUAGCCUUGUCUUUGUUUUCAUGUCUCUUCUAGUCAUGCCACCAUUUUGCUUUGGCGGGAAGAACAUUGGUGGGUACUUGUACCCUCAGUUCUAUGACUAUUCCUGCCCCAAAGCUCAGGAGAUUGUCAAUUCCAUUGUGGCCAAGGCAGUUGCUAAAGAGCCUCGGAUGGCUGCUUCUUUGAUCAGGCUGCACUUCCACGAUUGCUUUGUCAAGGGAUGUGAUGGUUCAAUCCUGCUAGAUGGUGGUUCGGGCAUAACCAGCGAGAAGAACUCGAACCCAAACCGCAACUCUGCCAGAGGGUUCGAGGUGAUCGACGCGAUCAAGUCUGCAUUAGAGAAGGAAUGUCCUCAGAAAGUUUCUUGCGCUGAUGCUCUAGCUCUGGCUGCCAGAGACUCCACUGUACUUGCUGGAGGACCUAGCUGGGAAGUUCCAUUGGGGAGAAGGGAUUCCAAAAGUGCAAGCCUGAGUGGAUCCAACAACAACAUUCCAGCACCAAACAACACAUUUCAGACUAUCCUGACAAAGUUCAAGCUCCAAGGCCUUAAUGUUGUGGACCUUGUAGCAUUGUCUGGAAGCCACACGAUUGGGAAUGCAAGGUGCACAAGCUUCAGGCAGAGGCUGUACAACCAGUCGGGCAACGGUCAGCCAGAUUACAGCCUCCAUGCAUCCUAUGCUGCCCAGCUGAGAACCAGGUGCCCGAGAUCAGGUGGUGACCAGAACCUCUUCUUCUUGGACUUCCAGACUCCGACCAAGUUCGAUAACAGCUACUUCAAGAACUUGCUGGCUUCGAAGGGACUGCUGAGCUCGGACCAGGUCCUCCUGACAAAGAAUGGAGCAUCCAUGGAGUUGGUGAAGCAGUAUGCAGAGAACAAUGAGCUUUUCUUCCAGCAGUUUGCUAAGUCUAUGGUCAAGAUGGGGAAUAUCUCCCCAUUGACUGGUUCCAAGGGAGAGAUAAGGAAGAACUGCAGGAAGAUGAAUUGAAGUAGCUAAACUGGAUGGAUUUAUUUCAAAACAUGAGAAGUCAUAUUUUCAUUAUCUAAUAAUCUAGUUUUGGUGUUGCUUCCUUCCAUUCAACUGUGUCCCCCCCAAAGUGUGGUUUUGCCUGGGAGGUUCAAAUGUGUAUUUACUAUUGUGUUCAAUGAGAUUUCAGUAUUUACUUACUGUUCCCUGCAAUGAAAAUGAGAAGUGGAAAGAGUUUGCAGUUUCAGAACUCAUUAAAAGUAAAAAAGAAAAGGCAUACAUUUCCACCUACUGAGCAGUAAGUAAACGACACUUAAAUGUCCUCAAAAGUGCAGAUGUGAUUUUCAUCUUGCUCUCAAGACCAAGUUGCCUUGCAUAAGUUCCUGAAUGUAGUCGUAAACAGACCCUCGGAUAAUCAGAAUAAGGUAAACAGAACACUAAGAUAUAACUAACU